CGUUUCUCCAACGGUCGAUUUCCUUCCUCUGCCCACCUUGAAAACCCCCCAAUCCCCUCCCAUUCCCAGCCUUAAACCCUCGCCACCUCCGCCGCCUGCCUCCACAAGAAUCCAACCGCGCCUGCUCCUCGGCUUCCAAUCCACGGCGGCGAUGGCGGUCGAGAAGAAGGCGAUGUCGCCGUACGAGGCGGAGCGGGAGAGGACGGUGCAGGAGAACAAGCGCAAGAUGGAGGCGCUCAACCUGCGCCAACUCUCCGCCGCCGUCGCCCCCAACACCCCCUCCCCCAUGAAGCACAAGAGGCGCAGGAUCUUCCACGCGGCGGCGGUGGUGGCCCCCUCGCCUCCCAGGAGGUCCCGCCGGCUGGCCGACCUCCCCGAGAUCAAGUACGCGGACGCCUGCGCCGAGGUGGAUGGAGAGAGAGUGGGAAGGUGGUCUCCUAGGAAACGAUCUGGAAGCAUCUACUUGGCAAGACCUGGAACAACUUCCAUGAAAGCUAGGUUGGAGGCAGAGACAAAAGCUGAGGAGCUGGAAGCACAACUUGACCCUGAAUUCCCAUCCUUUGUGAAACGGAUGUUACAUUCACAUGUGGUGCGAGGGUUCUGGCUGGGACUGCCUAGCCACUUCUGUGACAUGUACAUGCCAAAGCAAGAUUGCACUAUCACUUUGGUGGAUGACAAAGAUGAAGAAUUUGGGACCAAUUACCUAGCCUACAAGAAGGGGCUGAGUGGUGGUUGGGCUGGUUUUGCUUUGGAUCAUGUGAUUCAGGAUGGAGACGCCACGGUUUUUCAGCUCAUCAAGCCUACGACCUUCAAGGUGCAUAUCAUCCGGGCAACUGUUGAUGAUGACAACGAGGAAGCGGAGUGAGGACACCGUGCAGCAUCACUAUUAAGAACUAACCUAUCGGUAGAUGGUAUGUAGGAUUUAGGUAUGGUUUAUCUAUCAGGAUGCGGUAAUGCAUUUUGUUGGUAUGUCCACCUGUGGUGGCUUAGAUGGCAAGUAGGAUUUGGGGGCAUGGCCUGUGCGGUUAUGCAUUUUGUUGGUAUUCCACCACUGGCUUAGAUGGCAAGCAGGAUUUGGAGUGUGGUGUAAGCUUUAUCUAUCAGGAUUCCCGCAAAGUUAUGUAAUAUGUUUCGAUGUCCACCAAUACUGGCAGUGAGAUCAGACGGCAAGUAAUCAGCUAA
This is a messenger RNA of Lolium perenne, 1182 nucleotides long. RefSeq names its product B3 domain-containing protein Os03g0184500. NCBI's taxonomy places the organism in Eukaryota, Viridiplantae, Streptophyta, Magnoliopsida, Poales, Poaceae. Gene Ontology annotation, molecular function: DNA binding. The record is from RefSeq and is a predicted model, not a curated record.